UUCAUUCGUCUCCUCUAUCUCUCUCUCUCUCCUUCAAACCCAAAUUUCAUUAUUUUAUAAAACCUUUUAUCCAAAGUUUACCACAUGGGUACAAAAGGGUUCCACUUUUAAAAAUAAAAAUCCAGAAAGGUGAAACAAAACAACAUGCCAACAGUUUGGUUUCUUUCUUUAAGGAAAUCCCUCCACUGCAGAUCCGACCCAUCACAAGUCCAUAACCCGAAAACCAAGAACCAGUUGACCACAAUCCUGACCCGGAAACCCGGCCGGUCGGGUUGUUCAAGAUCCAUUGCAACCAUCAAAGAUGUCAUCAAUGGUGGUGCUAGUAAAGGUGUGCAGUUAGAAAAACCGGUUAGUUGCAGCCCAAGAUCCAUUGGAAGCAGUGAGUAUGUUAACCCGAUAGCCCAUGAAGUUGUUGUUAGUGAUUCAAAGUGUGAACUUAAAAUAACUGGAUUUAGUGGUGGGGGUGGGGGUGAUGGUUGGGUGGGUAGUUUAGUGCCCGGUACACCGGGUCCGGACCCGGUGCAUGGUGUCAAGAAUAAGUUGACCGGAAACAAUGGGGUCCCUCAAAAGGUUGUUAGAGGUGGUGGUGUGGCGGUGACGGUCACGUGCCAUAAGUGUGGCAAGCAGUUUGGGAAGUGGGAGAAUCUUGAAGACCAUCAUCUGUCAAAGCAUGCUGUCACUGAACUUAUAGAGGGUGAUUCAUCAAGAAAGAUUGUAGAAAUAAUCUGUCGAUCAGGCUGGUUAAAGCCCGAUAACAAUACGGGUCGAGUCGAGAAGGUUUUUAAAGUACACAGUAUGCAAAAGACACUAGCGCAGUUCGAAGAAUACAGAGAAUCCGUGAAAACAAAAGCCAGCAAACUACCAAAGAAGCACCCUCGUUGUCUAGCCGAUGGGAAUGAGCUUUUGCGAUUUUAUGGCACCACGAUCGCAUGUUCUCUUGGCAUGAAUGGUGAAUCUAGUUUAUGUGUUUCGGACAAAUGUUGUGUUUGUCGGAUUAUAAGACAAGGGUUUUCCACUAAUAGGGAGUUCAAGGGUGGCAUUGGUGUUUUCACAACUUCAACUAGCGCUCGGGCUUUUGAAUCCAUAGAAGUGAGUGAUAACGGGCUGGAUACACGAAAGGCGUUGAUGGUGUGCAGAGUGAUUGCGGGUCGGGUGCAUAGGCCAUUAGAGAACAUUCAAGAGAUAACCGGGCAGACGGGUUUUGACUCGUUGGCUGGGAAAAUCGGGCUUCAUUCGAAUAUUGAAGAUCUUUAUUUGCUUAGUCCUAAAGCUCUUCUACCUUGCUUUGUGGUAAUAUGUAAACUCUAGAUAUAUGACAUUUGAAUGGUUUUGUUUUUUUGGGUAAAGUUCAUCAUUAAGGAUUUCUUUAGAUAGAAUUUGAUAUUU
Messenger RNA from Helianthus annuus (common sunflower), 1386 nucleotides. RefSeq lists its product as uncharacterized. Lineage: Eukaryota; Viridiplantae; Streptophyta; Magnoliopsida; Asterales; Asteraceae. The transcript has 2 exons. The record is from RefSeq and is a predicted model, not a curated record. The coding region runs from base 145 to 1308 and encodes 387 amino acids.